Molecule: messenger RNA, 3201 nt
Organism: Ziziphus jujuba (common jujube)
Lineage: Eukaryota; Viridiplantae; Streptophyta; Magnoliopsida; Rosales; Rhamnaceae
Product: VIN3-like protein 2
Exons: 6
Coding region: 658-2802 (714 amino acids)
Biological process (GO): epigenetic regulation of gene expression; vernalization response
Molecular function (GO): protein binding
Source: RefSeq, a predicted model, not a curated record
GAAAAAAAAGAAAGAAUGAAACAAAAGCAACGUUGAGGUGGGAGAGAGAGAGUGAAAGAGAGGUGAAAAAGAAGAUGACAUGCAGCCGCUUUUGCCGCUGUACAGCGCUUCAAUUCAAUACGCAUAAUAUAUAAAUAUAUAUAAUUAAAUUUAUAAUACUAUAUAUAUAUUAUAUAAAUGUAUAUUAUAUAAUUGGUGGUAUUUUUUUUGCUCACAGUGAGCGUAAAAUCGCAGUAGGAGAGUUCUCCUGGAAUCUCCUUUGGGUUUGUUGGUUUUGGGGGUUUGGAUUUGGGUAGAGCUGCUUUGCUUCGUCUCCAUAAAAGAAAAAGAAAACCCACCAAGGGAUAUGGAGAAAGAGAAGAUACCCAGAAGAAAAUAAGUCAAGGAUUCGAUGGUUGUGGCAGAAUUUCAAGCGUCCUUUCUUGGCUUACGGAAGAUGGGUUUUUGGUGCUAAUGUAGUGUGCUGACUUGGUCAUUAUUAUUCGAAAGCUAUGGCUACGGAUUCUUCUUUGGAGGCAAUUCUUAUGGAAAAUGCAGAGCCAGAGGCGUUUGGAGGUCAAAAGAAGCUGUAUGCUAUCCAAAAAUACGCGUAGGCCUGAUGGUCUCUAUGCCCAAAAAUGAGUUUCCCUUGACCCUUCAAAAUGCACUAAGUUAAGCAUGGAGAAAAAGAGAGAACUUGUCUAUGAAAUAUCAAAUUGGUCACAUGGUGCCUCUGAAAUGCUACAGUCUUGGAGCCGACAGGAGAUUUUACAGGUCCUGUGUGCAGAGAUGGGAAAAGAAAGGAAGUAUACUGGCUUGACAAAGUUAAAAAUUAUAGAGAACCUUCUGAAACUUGUAUCUGAAAAGAAAUCUGGGGGGCACGAAGUUGCAACAGACCUUGAUCCACAGUCUUCUCCGGCACCAAGCCAAAGAUCUACGAAAAGGCAGAGGAAAACUGAUCAGCCAUCCCGACUACCUGCUGUAGCAAGCAAUUUAUCAAUCAAUAGCAGCAGUAGCGAUACAGCUAAUACUGUUUACUGCAAAAACUCAGCUUGCAGAGCUGUGGUUAGUCGAGAAGAUGCAUUUUGCAAGAGGUGUUCAUGUUGCAUCUGUUAUCAGUAUGAUGACAACAAAGAUCCUAGCUUGUGGUUGAUUUGCAGCUCGGAGGCUCCAUUUCAGGGUGAUUCAUGUGGCAUGUCAUGCCAUCUUGAGUGUGCAUUAAAACAUGAAAGUUCAGGUAUUGGUAAAGAGGGACCACGUGGGGAUCUGGAUGGGAGCUUUUAUUGUGUAUCUUGUGGGAAAGUGAAUGAUUUGCUCGGAUGUUGCAGAAAACAAUUGGUGAUUGCAAAUGAUACCAGGCGGGUGGACAUACUGUGUUAUCGUGUCUCCUUAAGCCAAAAGCUACUUAGAGGAACUGAAAAAUAUCAAAAGCUGUAUGAUAUGAUGGAAGAAGCUGCAAAGAAGCUUCAAGCUGAUGUGGGUCCAUUGACUGGUUUACCUGUAAAGAUGGGUAGGGGUAUUGUCAACAGGCUUUCUUCUGGUACAGAGGUUAAGAAGCUUUGUGCUUCUGCUCUGGAGUUGCUGGAGUCAAUCCUUUCCAACGCAAUCUCACAUCCAAUGCCAAAUCCUAUAAUUAAAGAAAAAAAUUUAAUUACUCCAGACAUGGUUAAAUUUGAAGAUGUCCAUGCAACGUCCCUCACCGUGAUCUUGGGUUCUGUAGACUCUUUAUCAGAAAAGAAUGGUUACACUUUAUGGCACUGCAAGGCUCAUGAUAUGAACUAUCCUAAAGAACCAACUUGUACACUGUAUGCCCCAAAUACAAGAUUUAUUGUUACGGGGCUUACUCCUGCUACAGAAUAUAGUUUCAAAGUUGUUUUAUUUGAUGGUAAAACUGAGUUGGGUACCUUUGAAGUUCGGUUCUCAACAAGCACCGGUGGAGAAGAUAAUAGCUCGGUAAUGGAAAGAAGUCAAAGCCCUGCAACCAACUGUAGCAGCCUUUCUAAUCCGUCUUCAGUAGAAGAUGAAACUAAUAACAUUAAUCCAUUUAGUGACCAAGCUGAUAACCGAGCAGACAAUUAUCUUACCUAUUGCAAGGACAGUGAGAAGAUUGUUUCUGCUAAGCUAUCAAAUGAUGCCAUAGACUGUAAUGACACAGGUGGAGGAACCCCAGCGGAUACCAUUUCUUUGUUGGAUGAGGAAAAUGGCAUGGGGAUGGUGGGGUCCAUCUCUAAUUCUGAGGUCUUAAAACUUGACAGUAAGCAAUUGCCUGAUGACCAAAUUAUUGAAGACACGAGCACUGAUGAUGGUUCAAAUACUCCAGUUCGAACUGGACUGGAAUGUGUACCAGUUAUUGGUAGUUCAGAAGCCAGCUUGCCUAUUACUCCUUGCAAGUUGGAAAUACUCAAGGAUGGGCUUGGAAGGAAUGGGAGAUCAAAAUCGAGCAGCAAGGAUAAGGAAAAUGGGACUGGGAAAGGAGAGGAACCCCAAGAUGGAAGCACAUCAAAGAAGAGAAGUGGGGAAAGGCUGGAUGAGGACUGUACGGCGAAUGGUCUUUCGGACAGGGAUUUUGAGUAUUAUGUGAAGGUGAUCAGGUGGCUAGAGUGUGAGGGACAUAUUGAGAAGAACUUCAGGCAGAAAUUUCUCACUUGGUACAGCUUGAGAGCCACUCCUCAGGAAGUAAGAAUAGUGAAGGUAUUCGUUGAUAAUUUUAUCGAGGAUCCAGCAUCCCUUGCAGGGCAACUUGUGGAUACCUUCUCGGAAAGUAUUUCGAGUAAACGAGUGUCUGUGGUGCCAACUGGGUUUUGCAUGAAGCUUUGGCAUUAAUCCUAUGGCAAAGGGUGUCUCUAUAUUUGGUUUGAACAAGUUUUGAAACGCAAACUCAUUCGGGUUUGUGCAGCAGUUAAUUCUUUAGACCCCAUCUAACAUUCUUCAUUUAGAAUAUCAUUAUUUAUAUUUAUCAUCAGUCAUUUGUCCAUUCUUAUGGUGUAAGAAUGCUAGAAAUUUUAUCUCUUUAUGGUAGUACAAUUUCUAUCUCAGUUCAUAAAAAAGUAGUUUCCAUUUUUGCAAUUGAUUUGCUGAUUGUUAUAUGGAUGUGGAAGAUGGGAAUAUUUAUACAUAGUCGGACAGAAGUUCAAACUCUGAAAAGAACAGUGAAACAAAUGUGAAAUCCAUCAGUUUGGCUAUAGAUGAUGAGAACAAUAAAAUAUUAUUUUUCGGAUUCAA